Molecule: messenger RNA, 2890 nt
Organism: Ahaetulla prasina
Lineage: Eukaryota; Metazoa; Chordata; Lepidosauria; Squamata; Colubridae
Gene: KIFAP3
Product: kinesin associated protein 3
Exons: 20
Coding region: 127-2511 (794 amino acids)
Biological process (GO): microtubule-based movement; cilium organization
Cellular component (GO): axoneme; kinesin II complex; ciliary transition zone
Molecular function (GO): kinesin binding
Source: RefSeq, a predicted model, not a curated record
CCUGCGCAACACGGGUCGCUUUUUCUCCCUUGGUAACGGAACCCAACCUAGCCGGUCCCUGCCUCUCGGCUUUGCUGGCGGUCGCCCUCUCCUUCCCUGCUUUCUUUCCGGUUGACCGUCGCCGCUAUGCAGGGGGAGGAUGCUCGGUACCUCAAAAGAAAGGUAAAAGGAGGAAAUAUUGAUGUACAUCCAUCAGAAAAAGCACUUAUAGUUCAUUAUGAAGUGGAAGCUACAAUUCUUGGGGAGAUGGGAGAUCCUAUGUUGGGAGAGCGUAAGGAAUGUCAAAAAAUCAUUCGGUUGAAAAGUCUCAAUGCAAAUACAGACAUUUCUUCCUUGGCGCGGAAGGUGGUAGAGGAAUGCAAACUUAUUCACCCCUCCAAACUGGCUGAGGUGGAACAAUUACUCUAUUACCUGCAAAAUCGCAGAGACACCUCAUCUGCCAAAGAAAAGAAAGAAAAAUCCAGUAAACCUAAAGAUCCACCACCAUUUGAAGGGAUGGAGAUUGAUGAAGUAGCUAAUAUUAAUGACAUGGAUGAGUACAUUGAAUUGCUAUAUGAAGAUAUCCCUGAUAAAGUUCGUGGCUCUGCACUUAUUCUGCAGCUGGCCAGAAAUCCUGAUAACUUAGAAGAACUCCUCCUUAAUGAAACAGCACUGGGUGCUUUGGCCAGGGUUCUGCGAGAAGACUGGAAGCAAAGUGUAGAACUUGCUACUAAUAUAAUAUAUAUAUUCUUCUGCUUUUCCAGCUUUUCUCAGUUUCAUGGACUGAUUACACACUAUAAAAUUGGAGCUCUUUGCAUGAAUAUCAUUGAUCAUGAGCUAAAGAGGCAUGAACUAUGGCAAGAGGAACUUACCAAGAAGAAGAAAGCUGUUGAUGAAGAUCCUGAAAAUCAAACACUGAAAAAAGAAUAUGAAAAAACUUUUAAAAAAUACCAAGGUCUGGUGGUUAAGCAAGAACAACUACUUCGAGUUGCUCUUUAUUUGCUGCUAAAUCUUGCUGAGGAUACACGGACUGAAUUAAAGAUGAGGAACAAGAAUAUUGUCCAUAUGUUGGUGAAAGCUCUUGACCGAGAUAACUUUGAACUGUUAAUACUGGUUGUAUCGUUUCUGAAGAAACUCAGCAUCUUUAUGGAAAACAAAAAUGAUAUGGUUGAAAUGGAUAUAAUUGACAAACUAGUGAAAAUGAUACCAUGUGAACAUGAAGAUCUUCUGAACAUUACUCUUAGACUUUUACUGAACCUUUCCUUUGAUACAGGGUUGAGAAAUAAGAUGGUGCAAGUUGGACUUCUUCCAAAACUCACUGCGUUGUUAGGAAAUGAAAAUUAUAAACAAGUGGCUAUGUGUAUUCUCUAUCAUAUAAGCAUGGAUGAUCGUUUUAAAUCAAUGUUUGCUUAUACUGACUGUAUACCUCAGCUAAUGAAGAUGCUGUUGGAAUGUCCCGAUGAACGUGUUGAUCUGGAACUCAUUUCCUUCUGCAUUAAUUUAGCUGCUAACAAGAGGAAUGUACAACUAAUUUGUGAAGGAAAUGGGUUGAAGAUGUUGAUGAAAAGAGCACUGAAAUUCAAGGACCCAUUGUUAAUGAAGAUGAUUAGAAACAUAUCUCAACAUGAUGGACCAACUAAAUCUUUAUUUAUUGAUUAUGUUGGUGAUCUGGCUGCUCAGAUAUCUAAUGAUGAAGAGGAGGAAUUUGUGAUAGAAUGCUUAGGAACAUUGGCUAAUUUGACCUUAUCUGAUUUGGACUGGGAACUUGUGUUAAAAGAAUACAAAAUGGUACCAUAUCUGAAAGAUAAAUUAAAGCCAGGUUCAGCAGAAGAUGAUCUUGUCUUGGAAGUGGUGAUAAUGAUUGGGACUGUAUCAAUGGAUGAUUCCUGUGCAGCGCUGCUAGCUAAAUCAGGAAUUAUUCCAGCACUUAUUGAAUUACUGAAUGCUCAGCAGGAAGAUGAUGAGUUUGUGUGCCAAAUCAUUUAUGUGUUUUACCAGAUGGUCUUCCAUCAAGCCACUAGAGAUGUCAUCAUCAAAGAGACUCAGGCUCCUGCAUAUCUUAUAGACUUAAUGCAUGAUAAAAAUUCUGAAAUCCGUAAAGUCUGUGAUAAUACACUGGAUAUAAUAGCAGAGUAUGAUGAAGAGUGGGCUAAGAAGAUACAAAGUGAGAAAUUCCGAUGGCACAAUUCUCAGUGGCUAGAAAUGGUGGAAAGCCGGCAAAUGGAUGAAAAUGAGCAAUACCUGUAUGGGGAUGACCGUAUUGAGCCCUAUAUUCAUGAAGGAGAUAUUCUAGAAAGACCUGAUCUUUAUUACAGUGCUGAUGGAUUAAUAACACAUGAUGGAGCAAUAAGUCCUGAUUUCUUCAGUGAUUACCAUCUUCAGAAUGGAGAUCUUGUGAACCAGCAUCCUUUCUCUGGCAGUGUUGCAAUGGAUGGAUUUGGCCAGCCCAUAGGUAUUCCAAGCCGCCCAACUACUGCUUAUGGGUAUCGACCAGAUGAACCUUACUACUAUAACAACUUUGGAUCCCGAUAAAGCAAUCUACUAUAUUAAACUUCCUGUAUUGUUGAAUUGUGUCGUAAUUAGGGCAUUUUUUGCUAUUAUCAAUGCAUGAUGCUACUGUUUACCUGACUGUGAUACAUGCUUGUUGUUGCCCCAGGAAAAUGUUAGUAAUUCAAUUCCCUUCCUUCUCCAGCUAUGCAUUAUUUCUGUUGGGGUUUUUUCCCCCCCAGAUGUUGGAAUCUAUUAACUGGAAAGUUAAUGUUAUGUAUAUUGAGCAAUUAAUUUAAUUACCUUAAAAAUAGACUGAGUGAUUGUUACACUGUAUGCCUAGGGUCCAUGAGUUAAACUAAUAUGACUUGUUUUUGAAUAAAAAUUUAAUUGAUGUAUAAAAGAUAUAACUGGUUUAUACUUU